Staurois parvus is the source of this 362-nucleotide messenger RNA. The record is from the annotation of a GenBank genome assembly. Lineage: Eukaryota; Metazoa; Chordata; Amphibia; Anura; Ranidae.
CCGGUCACAGCGGAUCACGGAAAGAGCUGAAGAUGUCAGCUCGGUCAUGUGAUCAGCUGUGUCCAAUCACAGCUGAUCACUGAUCAUCAGGGCACUGAUGAUCAGUGGGCCCUGAUGAUCAGUGUGGCCCCAAAAGUGCCACCUGUCAGUGCUCAUCAGUACCAGUGCCCAUCAGUGCAUACCAGUGCACAUCAAUGCCACAUAUCAGUGCCCAUCUGAGCUGCCUUUCAAUGUCACCUAUCAAUGCCAAUCAGUGCCACCUCAGUGCCGCCUAUCAGUGCCAAUCAGUGCCGCCUAUCAGUGCCAUGUAUCAGUGCUGCCUUUCAGUGCCCAUCAGUGAUGCCUGUCAAUGCCCAUCAGUG